Drosophila willistoni is the source of this 3937-nucleotide messenger RNA. RefSeq names its product aldehyde oxidase 3 (gene AOX2). Gene Ontology annotation, molecular function: FAD binding; 2 iron, 2 sulfur cluster binding; iron ion binding. The coding region runs from base 56 to 3853 and encodes 1265 amino acids. Lineage: Eukaryota; Metazoa; Arthropoda; Insecta; Diptera; Drosophilidae. The record is from RefSeq and is a predicted model, not a curated record. The transcript is spliced from 5 exons.
UAAAUAGAAAGACUUGGCCCCAAGACCAUGGCAUUUGGCUGCCAACUUUGCAACGAUGAGCAUCAAGUUCAAUGUGAAUGGCUUUCCCUAUGAAGUGCAGGCCACGGACUAUGCUCCGGACAUAACACUAAAUACAUUCCUUAGGGAGCACUUGCAGCUAACGGCCACCAAGUAUAUGUGUUUGGAGGGCGGAUGCGGUUCGUGUGUGUGUGUCAUACGACGUUCUAAUCCAGCCACAGGAAAGAUUGAAGCAAGAGCAGCAAAUUCGUGCCUAACCCUACUGAAUACCUGUGAUGAUGUGGACAUAGUCACCGAUGAGGGCUUGGGAAAUCAACGCAGUGGCUAUCAUCCGAUACAGAAGCGUUUGGCCAAAAUGAAUGGCACUCAGUGUGGUUACUGUUCGCCGGGUUUUGUGAUGAAUAUGUACGGUCUGUUGGAGCAACACGUGGGCCAGGUGAGCAUGGAACAGGUGGAGGAUGCAUUUGGCGGUAACAUAUGUCGAUGCACCGGCUAUCGCCCCAUAUUGGAUGCCAUGAAAUCAUUUGCUGUCGAUAGCACAAUUAAAGUGCCGCCCGAAUGUGUGGAUAUUGAGGAUUUUUUCGAGCUACUGUGUCCGCGUACUGGACAAUCUUGCAGCGGCAGUUGUUCACGUUCAUCAUUGAGGGAUUCAACAGCCACUCAAUGGUAUUGGCCCAAGACAAUGGCACAGCUUUUUUCUGCCCUCAGUCAGGUGGGUAGUGGAGAUCUUUUCAUAUUGGUGGGUGGCAAUACUGCUCACGGUGUCUACAGAAGAUCGCGGAAUAUACAGCAUUACAUCGACGUGAAUAUGGUGCCAGAAUUGAAACAAUACAGCAUCGAAUCGGAUCACAUUCUCCUCGGUGGCAAUCUAACUCUCACGGAGACUAUGGAAGUCUUUCAGCUGGCUGCUCAGCGUUCCGGCUUCGAAUACUGCUUGCAGUUGUGGCAGCAUUUCAACCUGAUUGCGAAUGUGCCAGUGCGAAAUAAUGGAACACUAGCUGGCAAUAUAAGCAUUAAGAAGCAGCAUCCGGAAUUCCCAUCUGAUGUUUUCAUUACUUUCGAGAGCUUAGAUGCAAAUGUUCUGGUCUAUGAUAGUCCUAGCAGUCAACGUGUCAUGAGUCUAUUAGACUAUUUAAUUGACACCACACCCAAAUUGGUUAUAGGUGGUUUCAUCUUGAAGGCCUAUCCGAAGGAUAAAUAUCUUUUCAAUUCUUACAAGAUAUUACCCCGUGCUCAAAAUGUUCAUGCCUAUGUGAAUGCUGGAUUCCUCAUCGAAUGGCAGAAUAUCCAACGACACACAGUUCGUUCGGCUCGCAUUUGUUUUGGCAAUAUUCGACCCAAUUAUGUCCACGCUCAGCCGGUGGAGCAGCUACUUAUUGGCAGGGAUCUCUAUGAUCCAGCCACAAUCACUCAAAUCUUUCACCAACUACUAGCAGACCUUCAACCGGAGGAAAUGCCACCAGAAGCAUCACCUGAAUAUCGUAAGACAUUGGCUUGUUCUCUAUUCUAUAAGUUUCUCUUGGGAUCGGCACCAAAUAAUCUAGUACGAGAUCAAUAUCGGAGUGGAGGACAACUGCUGCAGCGUCCAAUCUCCUCUGGUAGUCAGCAAUUCGAGACCAUAAAAAAGAACUAUCCUGUUACGGAGCCAGUGCCAAAGUUGGAAGGUCUCAUUCAAUGCUCUGGCGAAGCGAAGUACAUGAAUGAUCUAUUGACCACAUCGAAUGCGGUUUAUUGUGCCUAUGUGACAGCAAAACGAGUGGGAUCAACCAUUGAACAAAUCGACCCAUCUGCUGCCUUACAAUGCAAAGGUGUCGUAGCCUUUUUGGCUGCCAAAGAUAUUCCAGGAGCGAAUAAUUUCUAUAGAGCCAGUUUGCUGGCUAGCGAAGUCGAAGAAAUUUUCUGUUCUGGCCGUGUAAAGUACUACGAUCAGCCCUUGGGUGUGAUAGCAGCCGUGACCCAGGAUGUGGCCGUUUAUGCGGCAACCUUAGUGCAAAUUAUCUACGCUAAUGAUCAGGUUAAGAUCUAUACCAGCAUGAAUGCAGUGCUGGCUGCCAAAGUGAAAGAACGCAUUGUCAGCUCCCAGAGAGAAGAAGCAAAUCUCAGCCCUUGUCAACCUUUACUGCCCGGCGAUGUUAUGGGUCAGGGAGUACUUGAAUUGGGCUCACAAUAUCACUUCACGAUGGAGCCUCAGACGACAAUAGUCGUACCGGGUGAUCAAGGUCUGGAUGUUUGGUGUUCCACACAAUGGAUGGAUGUGACGCAAGAUAAUAUUGCCAGAAUGUUAAGCUGGGAUGGAAAUGCAGUACAGUUGCAAGUACGUCGAGUGGGAGGCGGAUAUGGCGCCAAGGUCAGUCGAUGCAAUCAAGUAGCCUGUGCCGCCGCAUUGGUGGCCUUUAAAUUGAAUCGUCCAGCUAGAUUUGUGCAAACUAUCGAAUCGAUGAUGGAGUGCAAUGGUAAACGAUUUGCCUGCCGAUCGGACUAUGAGUUUAGAGUCCGCGCAAGUGGUUCGAUCGCUCUCUUGACCAACAAUUACUACGAGGAUGCGGGGUGCACUCUCAACGAGAAUGUGGUGGACUUUUUGACUCUGCCCGCUCUUAAGAAUGUCUACAAUUUGACCGAUUCAAAUUUCAAGCCAAAAGGAAGUGCAAUUGUAACUGAUGCAGCUAGUUCGACAUUCUGUCGAGCUCCUGGAACAGCAGAAGCCAUUGCCAUGACAGAAACUGCCUUGGAACACAUUGCGUUUGCCUGUAAAUUGGAUCCAGCUGAUGUACGUCUAGUAAACCUACGACCUGGCACCAAAAUGGUUCAACUAUUGCCCAGAUUCAUAGCCUCCACAGAGUAUCGCAAACGCCGCACGGAGAUUAAUCUCUUCAAUGCCCAAAACCGUUGGCGCAAGCGUGGUUUGGGCUUGGCCUUAAUGGAUUUCCCUCUAAACACUCAAAUCGCCUACUCUUACCCAACGACAGUGGCUAUAUAUCACAACGAUGGGUCGGUGGUUAUUUCGCAUGGCGGAAUUGAAAUCGGACAGGGAAUUAAUACGAAGGCUGCUCAAGUAGCAGCAUUCGUACUAGGAGUUCCCCUGGAACGUGUUCGCAUCGAGAGCAGUAAUACAGUUGUGGGAGCAAAUGCCAUGGUGACAGCCAACUCCAUGUCCAGUGAAAUGAUUGGGUUAGCUGUACGAAAAGCCUGCGAUACAUUGAAUAAACGUCUGGCACCAGUUAAGAGCCAGCUAGGACCUCGAGCUACAUGGGAGCAAGUUGUAGCUAACGCAUGGACUCAGUCGAUUAGUCUCAUGGCAUCGGAUUCUUAUGCCCUGGGCGAAAUACCCAAUUACAAUAUUUAUGGUCUUAGCCUGACCGAAGUAGAGGUGGAUAUACUCACUGGCAAUCAUUUAAUACGACGAGUUGAUAUCCUGGAGGACGCUGGCGAGAGUUUGAGUCCAAAUAUUGACGUGGGUCAGGUGGAAGGAGCUUUUGUCAUGGGCUUGGGCUAUUAUCUAACGGAACUUUUAGUCUAUGAUCGUCAGACGGGUCGCAUUCUAACAAAUCGUACAUGGAAUUAUCAUCCACCAGGAGCUAAGGACAUUCCCAUUGAUUUUCGUAUUGAACUUUUGCAGAAAAGUCCAAAUCCUGUGGGUUUUAUGAGAUCUAAGGCAACAGGAGAACCGGCUUUAUGUUUGGCAGUCGGUGUUCUCUUCGCCAUCCAACAUGCCAUACAAUCGGCUAGACAGGAUCAGAAUCUACCCAGAGAAUGGGUACGUUUGGGUGCUCCAACCACACCAGAAACCAUUGUCCUGAAUGCUGGCAGUCAAGUAGAAACAUUUUCUCUGCAAUAAAUGCAAAUUCAUAACUAUAAUAAUAUAUAAUUUUUAAGUAAUACAAACGUUUCCAACAAUAUAAGUAAGCUAUUGUCUCAUUAA